GCAGCGCUUUGCAUCGACGAGGGUCUGGCAACGCUAGAAAAACGCGAGCCGCCUGAAAAGCAAGGCAAAUUACAAAACACCAUGUCUUUCGGUAAUUUGUUAAUGAAAAGCGGCCUUAAUCUGGCCGUGCGUGAUGCGCAGGCCGGCGUCCUGGUGACCGCCACCCGCCAAGGCCACACCAUCCGCGGCAAGGCGCCCGGCGUGGCGCGUUCGCUGGAGCAGCGGAUUCGUGAGGAGAACGUUGAGGAUCCGGAGGUGGUGGCCCGCAUCAACAUUGGCUUCCCGCAGCUGAGGGAGUCGCGAUCGGCGCAGCUAAAGACGCGACUGGAGCACCUGAAGUCCCAGCGUAGUGACAAGCAGCUGGAGCAGCUGGCACGGAGCAACAAGUUGAUUAUCGAUUUGGACAAGGUGCAGCGCACCUAUGUGAAGACCACGGGCCAGCAUGAUCUUCGCCUGCUGGCUGACCACUACGGCAUCUUCGAGCACCUCUUCGGCAGCGCCUACUUUGUGCCCCGCGUGCCGCUCAACAUAAGCUACCAGCUGGAUGGCGAUAGCCUGGCACCCGUCUACAAUGGCAACGUGAUCAAGCCCACGGAGGCAGCCAAAGCGCCUCAGAUCAGCUUCGAUGGCCUAGUGGAUCCCAUUACGGGACAAGCCGCCGGCCAGGACACUUACUGGACCCUGGUGGCCAGCAAUCCCGAUGCACACUACACAAAUGGCACUGCCGAGUGCCUGCAUUGGUUCAUUGCCAACAUACCCAACGGCAAGGUGAACGAGGGCCAGGUGCUCGCCGAGUAUCUGCCGCCGUUCCCGCCGCGCGGCGUUGGUUACCAGCGCAUGGUCUUUGUGCUGUACAAACAGCAGGCGCGCCUUGAUCUCGGCUCUUAUCAGCUGGCUGAUGGCGACUACAGCAAUCUGGAGAAGCGCACUUUCAGCACCCUGGACUUCUAUCGCCAGCACCAGGAGCAACUGACGCCGGCUGGCCUGGCCUUCUAUCAGACCAACUGGGACGAGUCAUUGACGCAGUUCUACCACGAUGUUUUGAAGAGCAAGGAGCCCGUCUAUGAGUACGACUUUCCCAAGCCCUAUCUGGCCGACCAGAAGUUCUUCCCGCUGAAGCAGCCCUUCAAUCUGUACAUGGACAAGCACCGCGACCAGAAGCAGGUGAACAAGGAGUAUCUGGAGCGCAAGCUGGCCAAAACGCAUCCAUUCGAGGGGCCAGAGAAGCCGCUGCGCUAUCCCAAUGCACAUCCCAUACGCGAUGUGCCCUCGUGGCUGAGGACCGAGAUCCGGAAGGAGCGUUUGGGCACCGGACGCGUGCAGGACUACUAGGGAAUACGACGCUGUUAAGUUUUGUGUGUAAUAGUGGUUAACAAGUUCUGUUUUUUUUUAUUUUCACUGGAAGUACAUGAGUUGCUAAAGUACACGGUUGCCUCAUCUGCAAACUA
Messenger RNA from Drosophila santomea, 1448 nucleotides. RefSeq names its product 39S ribosomal protein L38, mitochondrial (gene mRpL38). The transcript is spliced from 5 exons. Gene Ontology annotation, cellular component: mitochondrial large ribosomal subunit. The record is from RefSeq and is a predicted model, not a curated record. The coding region runs from base 82 to 1332 and encodes 416 amino acids. NCBI's taxonomy places the organism in Eukaryota, Metazoa, Arthropoda, Insecta, Diptera, Drosophilidae.